Messenger RNA from Conger conger (European conger), 2308 nucleotides. It is a transcript of the gene pof1b, whose product is annotated as POF1B actin binding protein. Gene Ontology annotation, biological process: bicellular tight junction assembly; epithelial cell morphogenesis; actin filament organization. NCBI's taxonomy places the organism in Eukaryota, Metazoa, Chordata, Actinopteri, Anguilliformes, Congridae. Gene Ontology annotation, molecular function: actin filament binding. The transcript has 13 exons. The record is from RefSeq and is a predicted model, not a curated record. Bases 235 to 1998 code for a protein of 587 amino acids. Gene Ontology annotation, cellular component: bicellular tight junction; actin filament; adherens junction.
CAUAUACCGUCCCUCGGAUAUGCAACACGAUCAUACUCGUAUCAUUGCAUUUAAGGAAGUAGUUCAAUUUCGGGAAGGGUGCGAUCUGCGGAAUUGGGCUAUCGUAAUUACUAAUCCAACCAAAUAGUUCAUAAUUCUCAAUAGGCCACUCCUGUGAAUACGUUUUUUGGAGUUGCCCUUACAACAUUUAUUGCGAUAGCUGGCUAGCUAGCGAUUUAUUUUGCAAACGUCACCAUGUCUGUGCCACUCGGCGCCCACGGCGUUUCUUCCUACAGAACAGUGAGCGUAUCUUCGGAAACCUUGCCGAUUAACACCGCGUCAACGGUCCAAUACACCACGAAUGAAGUCCCGACCUAUUCCAGCUACAGAACCGUGGGUGUCCCGGUGUCCCAGGUGUCUCCGGUGCAGUAUGGAGGCGCGGUGUCUCAGGUGCAGUAUGGAGGCGCGGUGAAUCAGGUGCAGUAUGGAGGCGCGGUGUCUCAGGUGCACUAUGGAGGCGCGGCGGACAGCAAUGUCGUCUACGGGACUAUGCGCUACCUGGUUCCCGUCGAGAGGAGAGUUAUGCCGGCAGAAUCCUAUAUGAUCGUCCAAAACAGUGCACCCCAAAUCGUGAGCCAAGCCGUAUCACCCGUUUAUCUGCGGAACUACAGUGUGAGCAGUCAGGAAGACCUGGAAAUUCGUCAGCGGACAGUUGUUGAUGGGAGUGUGAACGGGAAAACGUCUUCUGUGGUGAGCCAGGUGUCCAGCCCUGAGCCAGCUCCGCAGGAGGAGGAGGUGGAGGAGGAAGAGGAGGAAGAGGAGGUGGAGGAGGUGGUGGAGGAGGUGAUAAAGCGGGAGGUGGAGGAGGUGAUUGAGGUGCAGCCAGUGAUUAAGAAGGUGUCCCGUGUCACAGUGCGGAGCGAGGUCCCGCAGAUCGAACCCCAGGCCAAGCUCGACACGCGCUUCUUCGGCGAGCUCCUGGCGGACAUCUACCGCAAGAACUGCGACAUUCACACCUGCAUCUCCGACCACGUGUCCAAGAUCCGCGGACGGAAACACAGCUUUACCUCCAGUGACUUCACGGUGAGAAAAGACGAAGUUGAGGGUUUGAUCCCGAAGGGUCUGUCUGAACUGACCAAGCAGCAGAUCCGCUACCUGCUGCAGACCCGUAUGACGGCUGAUAGCACCAUGAGGCUCCUCCUUGCCACCUUCAGCAACCUGAGGGAGGAGCUAGCCCACCUGCAGGGAGACCUGAAGAGGCUGGAGAGUGAGAAGGAGGAGCUGGAGAGAGAUCUGAGCUUCAAGGCAGAUCAGGCCCAGCAGUACGACCGUCUGCUGACGUCCGUGCGCGAGAACAACCGCCAGCUGCAGGCUUCGCUGAAGGAGAGCAGCAACACACAGAGGACCCUGGAGACUCAGCUGGUCACCACCCGCACCUCAGAGUCCUCCCGCGACUUCCGCGUGAAGGACCUGGAGGGCCGCCUCAAAGCCAUGGAGAAGGAGAAGGACAUGCUGCUUCAAAAGCUGGCCGGACAGGGCAGCAGCAGCAGUUUGACCCUGCAGACUAAAACAGAGGAGCUGUCCAGGCAUUACAACCAGAUGCUGAGCUCCCUGAGGGAGGAGAAGGACAAGGAGCUGCAGCUUCUCAAGUCGCAGCUCCUGAGGGUGCAGACGGAGACCUCCUCGCAGUCAUCGAACGACCAGAGUCUGCAGCUGCGCAUCUCUGAGCUCCUCAGCAGCCUGGAGCAGCGGGAGAUCACCAUCAAAAGCCAGGAGGAGGAGAUCAGGCGGCUGAAGACGAUCCAGCAGAAGACUGUGACUGAAAGCUCCACCUCAGGCUCCACCUCAGGCUCCACCUCAGGCUCCAGCUCCAGCUCCAGGAACGUCACCAAGACCACCGUCACCAAACGGUACAGCACCCAGUACCCCAUCCUGGGGCUGCUCGGUGACCAAUACAAGUACGAGGGCCCGGUGAAGGAGUCCAGGACGGUGGUCUUCGAGAGCACGGGAACAGACUAAUAACAGGAGGCCAGCUAGCAGAAGAUUUUGAAGUUGCCCCCUCCUCCUACAUUGACCCCAUCCCCUUUCUCCCCACCCAUCCUUGGUCCAGGGCUUUUAGGGUCGUGGUGGUUCAAGACCCUAAGAUCUUUGUGGAGGUGUGCACAUCUGUGUGUAAAGUAUAUGAAGGGUUGAGGCAGUGUGUGUGUGUGUGUGUGUGCGUGUGCGUGUGCGUGUGCGUGUGCGUGUGCGUGUGCGUGUGCGUACAUGUGUGUAGUAUAUGAAGGGUUGAGGCUGUGAGUGUGUGAGUGUGUGAGUGUGUGAGUGUGUG